This is a messenger RNA of Ostrea edulis (European flat oyster), 1968 nucleotides long. RefSeq lists its product as uncharacterized. Lineage: Eukaryota; Metazoa; Mollusca; Bivalvia; Ostreida; Ostreidae. Gene Ontology annotation, biological process: signal transduction. The transcript is spliced from 4 exons. The record is from RefSeq and is a predicted model, not a curated record. Bases 421 to 1659 code for a protein of 412 amino acids.
AACUAUUGACGUGGAUUACACAUGUAUGCAAACUGCAGUAUAACGGAUCAAAAUCAAGUUGUAUAUAUGCAAGUUAUUUUAAAAAUUCAAGUGGCAGUUCACGUACUGUUAACUUCAUAGAUAAAUGAUGCACAUGUAGUUUCACUGUCGAUUGAUUUAACCUACUUAUUCCUUGAAUGUGUAUUUAAAGUCCAUGUCGGUUUUCAAUGCUGAUAGUCUGUGGUAGUACAUGUACUUAACAUGACUCCAUGGUGUCGGUGGUAAACAUUUAAACAACUGUAAAAUCCUUUAUUUGCCAUGUUGGAUAUAACAGCGAACCCGAUCAGAUAAUCUAAAUUUCCAAAUAUCAUCGUUAUCAACCUGCAGUGAACAGCAUUCACGACUUAGUAUGAAUAGAUAGUUCUGCUUACAAGAACAGCCAUGGCAGAACCUGAAACAUAUGAUGUUAUGAUCAGCUAUGCUUGGGAACAUAAAGAAGUCGUCCUCAAAAUCCGAGAAAGUUUGAAAGAAAAUGACAUUCGGUGCUGGAUCGACGUAGAAAAUAUGUCGGGCUCCAUUUUAGAAGCCAUGAGCGCCGCGGUAGAGAACUCGACCAUUUUUCUUAUGUGUUACUCUGAGAAGUACUCUGAAAGUGAAAAUUGUCAAGCAGAGGCGGAGUAUGCUAAAAAGCUUAAGAAAUCCAUUAUACCAUGCAAAAUGCAACGAGGAUACGAUGCAAAAGGAUGGCUUGGUUUCAUUCUUGGCACCAAACUCUUCUUCGAGUUUUCUGGGAAAUAUCCAUUUGAAGACAAAAUGGAAGAACUAUUGCGGGAGAUCCAAACACAGCUAAGGCAAGAUUCGCCGGAAAACAUUACCAAAGAAGUUCCGAAGCCUAAAGAUGCAAAAAGGGGACCGGGAAGCUCAAAAAUCAUAGAUGAAAUAUUAGUGAAUGACGUGCAAGGUGUGCGACACAUUGCCUUCCUCCCUCCUGACAAUUUCUGGAUCGGUUUUGAAAACAGAAUUGCCUUCAUCGACAAAUCAGGAAACAAACUCAAAGAAAUUCAGCGCUUCAGAUUUACUUUCGGGGCUCAUUCUAUAACUGAAGACGGUUGUCUAGUUUUCUUGAGUGGUAUUUCGGUGAAGAAAUACACCUCAGAAUCAUCUUCCGAAAACUUCAUAACAGGCACUAAUGUUGAAGGCUGGAAGGCGCGAAGUAUUUACGCCAGCCAUCGAAAUGGCGAUAUCAUUAUUGGACUGCAAAACGAAGAAAAGGGAAUUGGUAAAUUAGCACGUUAUGACAAAACGGGAGAACACAAGCACACUGUAGAGCGUGAUGCCAACGACAAGGCUAUGUACACGUGGCCUCGUUACAUCACAGAGAAUGAUAACGCAGACAUCGUUACUUCGGACUGGUACGGCGGAGUGGUAGCAACAACUCAUGAUGGAAAACAUCGCUUUACGUACAACAUUUCCAUUCCUAGGGCUGUGGUUACAGAUUCAAAGGGGCGUAUAUUUGUGUGCAAUAAUACACCUAAAAUCCACGUAAUAGAUCAAAAUGGCAAGUUUCUGUCAUAUAUUCUUACAGGGUCAAAGGAUGUAUUCAGUCUUUACCUCCAUCAGGAUACAGAGUUGUACGCCGGUUUUAAUUCGGAAAAGAAGAUAACUGUCUACCGAGUUUAAAAGUUAACGUCAUGAAAACAGGAACAGAAAUUUACCUUCAAAUACCUCGUAGCUAUGUGAAUGUACAAUGUCAACCAAAGUCUUUGUUUUCCAGAAGAACUUAUAUAUAUAUAUAUAUAUAUAUAUAUAUAUAUAUAUAUAUAUAUAUAUAUAUGCCUGGUUAGUUUUUGAGGCGGAUCCAAGAACACUGCUUUAUCAUAUUCUACAUGACAAGACACCCUUUCAAUAACAAUAUUUUGCAUUCUCAUUUCAUUUCAUCGAGGAUUGGAACAUGAAUGUUUUAAAUCCAAAUAAAUGGGCUGAAUGGUU